GCAGCCGUAGGGGAAAGGCCACGUCUGAAUGCCGCUCAUUCUAUGCGGAGCCGGCGCUGCAGCCUCAUCUUCCUGCCACCUCCGGACCAGCCGCGACCUCGUUAGUCGCCCACCGGCAGAUACCGAGCUUGUCUCAUCAUUGUGGAUCCUUGACACAGUAAUCUGGGAUUCUCCAUACAAUUCAUUUAUCCACCCCCAAUCUGUAAUUUGCAAAACUGCUAAAGCAUAAUUCCAUCAAACUGAUGCUAUAAAAAGUGGCGAUCCCCUUCUCGCCAUCAUUCCAGUCAUACUCAGCUUCACCCAGGAUGCUGAGGCUCCGCCUUUCCAAUGCCACAAUUGCAAUUAUCUUGGCAAUCCAGACAGGAUUUCUAGUCUUUCUAUAUACUCAGCAAGGUGGCUUCCUUCCUCAGUCUAUGGAAAAACCUGCUCAGGUGCACAUCCUCAUCCUUUCGUCUUGGAGGUCAGGCUCUUCCUUUGUGGGGCAACUCUUCAGUCAGCAUCCCAAUGUCUUCUAUCUAAUGGAGCCAGCCUGGCACGUGUGGGCAACCAUGUACCAAAACAGUGCCAAAGUCUUGCACAUGGCAGUGCGGGAUCUCAUCAGGUCCGUCUUCAAGUGUGACAUGUCAGUGUUUGAUGCCUACAUGCCCUGGAAGAGAAACAGAAAUUUGUCUGAUCUGUUCCAGUGGGCUGUGAGCCGGGCAUUAUGUACAACACCUGCUUGUGAAUUCUUCCAACGGACUGAUAUUACUGGGGAAAGUGCUUGCAAAACUCUCUGCGGCAAGUAUCCUUUCAGUAAAGCGGAAGAGGCCUGCACGACCUAUAGCCACAUUGUCCUAAAGGAAGUCCGUUUCUUUGACCUCAGAGUCCUCUAUCCACUCCUCGCUGACCCCUCGCUGAACCUCAAAAUCAUCCAUCUAGUCCGUGACCCCAGGGCUGUCCUGAAAUCUCGGGAACAAUCUGUCAAAGCCCUCGCCCAUGACAAUGGAAUAAUUCUGGGUAUAAACAGCAGCAGAGCGGAUGGCGGUGGAUUUAAAGUCCUGCAGGAGAUUUGUAGAAGCCACGUUCAGAUCUACGAAACAGCUAGUCAGAAGCCUCCAUUAUUUUUAAAAGAUCGUUAUUUAUUGAUCCGAUUUGAAGACAUCGUGCGGGAUCCUUUAAUGGAAAUUACUGCAAUGUAUACAUUUACAGGUCUUCUAUUGACCCCAAAACUUGAAAAUUGGAUCUAUAAUAUUACACACGGACAAGGACCGAGUAAGAAGAAAGAAGCUUUCCAGAUUACUUCUCGAGAUGCAAUCAAUGUUUCUCAGGCAUGGAGAAAUGUUCUUUCAUUUCAGAAAGUCCAAAAAGUGCAAGAAGUUUGUAGAGGUGCUUUAAAUAUACUCGGUUAUCAAUUUUUAAAUUCUGAGAAAGAGCAGAAAGAUUUGUCUUUAGAUCUAAUAUUACCUCAUCGGAGAACCCAAUUUCGCUGGGCAUUGUUUCGUGAAAACUAGAUCAAAUAACUUGAAAAGAUUUGUUGGUUUCAGUACAUCCGAGUUCUCUUAGAACUUCAUCUUAUCAAACCAAGGAAUUGUAUGUUUUUUGCGUUUGCCUAACUUCCAGACUAGCCUCAUAAAAUAACAAGAAAUUACUUUUCAUCUGCGCACAGUUAUAAUUUUGAUAUGCUAUCAAACACCACCUUGCUUUUUGUUUUCUU
Messenger RNA from Notechis scutatus (mainland tiger snake), 1693 nucleotides. RefSeq names its product carbohydrate sulfotransferase 5-like. Gene Ontology annotation, molecular function: N-acetylglucosamine 6-O-sulfotransferase activity. The record is from RefSeq and is a predicted model, not a curated record. NCBI's taxonomy places the organism in Eukaryota, Metazoa, Chordata, Lepidosauria, Squamata, Elapidae. Gene Ontology annotation, biological process: N-acetylglucosamine metabolic process; carbohydrate metabolic process; keratan sulfate proteoglycan biosynthetic process. Gene Ontology annotation, cellular component: Golgi membrane.